Nanorana parkeri is the source of this 1682-nucleotide messenger RNA. RefSeq names its product SMAD family member 9 (gene SMAD9). Bases 47 to 1468 code for a protein of 473 amino acids. Gene Ontology annotation, cellular component: heteromeric SMAD protein complex. Gene Ontology annotation, biological process: transforming growth factor beta receptor signaling pathway; cell differentiation; SMAD protein signal transduction. Lineage: Eukaryota; Metazoa; Chordata; Amphibia; Anura; Dicroglossidae. Gene Ontology annotation, molecular function: I-SMAD binding; DNA-binding transcription factor activity, RNA polymerase II-specific; RNA polymerase II cis-regulatory region sequence-specific DNA binding. The transcript has 6 exons. The record is from RefSeq and is a predicted model, not a curated record.
CCGGGUCUUUUCAGAAGCCUACUGACAAGUGACACUGACAGGUCUUAUGCACACCAGCACCCCAAUAAGUUCCUUGUUCUCCUUCACAAGUCCAGCAGUAAAACGGCUGCUGGGCUGGAAGCAAGGAGAUGAAGAGGAAAAAUGGGCGGAAAAGGCCGUGGAUUCUUUAGUGAAGAAGCUGAAGAAAAAGAAGGGUGCCAUGGAAGAGCUGGAGAGGGCGCUCAGUACACCAGGACAGUCCAGUAAAUGUGUCACCAUCCCAAGGUCACUGGACGGGAGGCUACAAGUGUCACAUCGUAAGGGUCUGCCACAUGUCAUCUAUUGUAGGGUCUGGAGGUGGCCAGAUCUGCAGUCACAUCAUGAGUUAAAACCACUUGAAUGCUGCGAGUUCCCAUUCGGAUCAAAACAGAAGGAUGUCUGCAUCAAUCCUUAUCAUUACCGCCGGGUGGAAACUCCAGUCCUCCCACCGGUACUGGUUCCAAGACACAGCGAGUUUAACCCACAGCUCAGCCUGCUCGCCAAGUUUCGUAACACCUCCAUCAGUAAUGAACCACUAAUGCCACACAACGCCACCUUCCCCGAGUCUUUCCAGCAACCAUCGUGUACUCCGUUCUCUACUUCACCCAGCAACAUCUUUCUCCACUCUCCAAACAAUGUGGGCUACCCUGAUUCCCCUAGAAGUUCCUCCGAGCCGGAAAGCCCCUAUCAAAUACCCUCAGACACCCCUCCACCACCAUACAACCCCCCAGAGAUCCACGGGAACCAAAACAGACACUCCGAUACUUGCACUCGCACUUGUUUUAUUUCAAGUCCGAGAGAUUACAUUUAUUCUGCUUUUAUCACAGAGUUCCGCCCUGUUUGUUACGAGGAACCAUUACACUGGUGUUCUGUUGCUUAUUAUGAACUGAACAAUCGGGUGGGAGAAACGUUUCAGGCAUCGUCUCGCAGCAUUCUCAUUGACGGUUUCACGGAUCCCUCCAACAACAAGAACAGAUUCUGCUUAGGCCUUCUCUCUAAUGUCAAUCGCAACUCCACUAUUGAGAACACCCGUCGGCACAUUGGGAAAGGAGUUCACCUCUACUAUGUCGGUGGUGAGGUAUAUGCAGAGUGCGUCAGUGACAGCAGCAUUUUCGUACAAAGUCGAAACUGUAACUACCAGCAUGGCUUCCAUCCAGCGACUGUGUGCAAGAUCCCAAGUGGCUGCAGCCUGAAGAUAUUCAAUAACCAGCUGUUUGCCCAGCUUCUGUCCCAGUCAGUUAACCAAGGGUUCGAGGUGGUGUAUGAGCUGACCAAAAUGUGCACGAUCCGAAUGAGCUUUGUAAAAGGCUGGGGAGCGGAAUAUCACCGUCAAGACGUCACCAGCACUCCAUGUUGGAUUGAGAUCCAUCUUCACGGUCCCCUGCAAUGGUUAGACAAGGUUCUGACCCAGAUGGGCUCCCCACACAAUCCCAUCUCUUCUGUAUCAUAAUACAAAUCUCCAGAGUGCUAUUGCAGGCAGUGGCUUAAAGAUGAUCUUUUUUGUCUUUCCUUUUAAUUAGUGAUUUGUACUGUAAAUACUUCAAUCUCGGUUUAUGUCACUUGACUUUUCUGUGUACCAUAGAGAAACUGUGCUGAAAGAUUCACGUUGUAUGUUUUUGAUAUAUAUUCGAAACCAUAUUUCUACAGAGAUAGCACUUCACUGA